Messenger RNA from Volvox carteri f. nagariensis, 816 nucleotides. RefSeq lists its product as uncharacterized. Bases 1 to 816 code for a protein of 271 amino acids. The transcript has 6 exons. The record is from RefSeq and is a predicted model, not a curated record. Gene Ontology annotation, molecular function: S-adenosylmethionine-dependent methyltransferase activity. Lineage: Eukaryota; Viridiplantae; Chlorophyta; Chlorophyceae; Chlamydomonadales; Volvocaceae.
AUGUCGUCACUCACUUCAGGGCUCCCCAACCCCGCAGCCAAAACUCCCAACACCUCCAACUCCCCUGACCCCGCACACCUCUUCAACGACGCCGACCAGACCAGCCACUACGCCCGGCACCGGCCGCACUACCCGCCGCAGCUGUACGACCUCCUAUACACACAUGCUUUCCCCGACCGCCGGCCCCCCUUCCACGACCUCACCGUCGUCGACGUGGCCACAGGCAACGGCCAAUCCCUGGGUCCCAUGCCGACUGACUUCGGAACCUGCGUCGCUCUGGAUGUAAGUCCGGCGCAACUGUCGGAGGUGGCGCCCGCUCUGCGUCAGCGUGUGCAGAUGCAGCUGGGUGAUGCGCACUGUACGGGACUGCCAGCCGGCAGCGUAGAUCUGAUGACGGUGGGGCAGGCACUGCAUUGGUUCCGAGUGGAGGACUUUUACAACGAAUGCCGCAGACUGCUAAAGCCGUCGGGCGUUCUGGCAGCAUGGACGUACGAUUUUGGGCAGUUAUACGGCUUCGACGGGUCACAGCAGCUGUACGAGCAGCUCCAUGUGGGCAUCCUUGGGCCGUACUGGGCGCCGGGCCGCCAACUUGUGGACCGCUAUUACGUUGACUUGGAACCGGGCCUUAUUGAGCAUUUUGGAGAGGUACGGAGGCUGCAGCUGCCCAUGACCGUCAGCACGACACCUGAUGAGCUGUGGCUGCGGCAAGAGUGCCUGGCGGGCCUGGAGGCGGCGGGUGCUGGCGGGGGCCGACUGACACUGCAGCGAACCAUCACGCUGCUGUUGGCCAUGCGACCGAGAGCGCCUAGCAAAUGA